AUGCAGACAGGAAGCUGCUGCGAUGAUAGUACAGGCAGUCUAGGUGGAGAUAGUGAAACAAAUACUACUGUCGCUAGUAGUCCUGGCUUUGAUCUUCCUGUGUCUAAGGGCUCACCAUUGUUACCAGAACCUCCUGAAGAUAUUAUUUUGUCUCAACGUGCAAUAUACGAUAAUUUAAGCUCAACGUCUGGAAAAGAAAUAAGCAAAAUGGAAAAUCCUAUCAGUUCCAGCUUGUCGAACACUACUACUAACAUCAUGAUUUGUGAAUCUUCAACACCUAAAUCUGUCAAAGCAGCUAAUUUCAUCCCUCCUAAUCCAUUUACUAAUCCACCAUCCUUUGAACCACCGAGUCUGCCUUAUUCUUAUUCUGAAAAUAUUGCAUCUGGUUUACCUGCCUACUCCCCACAGUUCACUCCAACCACUUGUACACCGUCUACAUUUCCUUCGCCUGGAUCUGCCUUCACAGAACUUCAUCCGAAAAUUGGAUCAUCUGGUAAAACUAGUUGUUUUGUUCAACCUACAGCAAUAACGUCGUCUAUGUCGCCUAAAUCAUUGAACAAGGAAAGUAUUCAGUCAAAUUAUCCAACUAGCAGUGCUCGAAAUGAAUUGUCGGAAUGUGUUCCUAAAACUACAGUUGCUGUAAAACAUUUAUGUCGUAUCUGCGGUCAGUCACAUGACCCAACCUCACCUCAUAUAUAUAAUUAUACACAAACUGUGGAUGCUGAUUUGUGCUGUACAUUAUGCUGUCAACCUUUGAUUGAUCCCCUUGAUACUAAAUGUGGUCAUACGUUCUGUUCACCGUGUUUAAAGAAUCAUUUAGCUGUUCAAGCUCUUUGUCCUGUGGAUAGACAAAUUAUCAAUUAUUUAGAAUGUCAACAAGCCUCGAAUAUUGUUAAACGAUUAUUAGAUAAAUUAUUAGUUGCUUGUCCUAAUUCACCUACCUGUGAUAGUAUAGUUUAUCGUUCAAAUCUUGAAGAACAUUUACGUGAUUGGUGUAUCAAGUUACAUCCACCGCGUGAACGGAUAAUACAAAGUGGUGGAGUGAAAUCAUCGCGUCCAGUUCAAAAUAAUCCAUCUAAAAAUGUAUUUUUGUCUACUUUCAUUGGAACUGAAUCACACGACUCAGGUAUGUUUCCACCAACAAUAUCUGAGUCAACAAGAUGCACAAGGAUAAUGGAUCCACAGGUCAUACAGCAGCACCAUCAGCAUCAGCAGCAACAACAACAACAGCAGCAGAGAAACAUGAAUUUUCACAGUCCACAUAGUGACUCCAGUUUUGGUAUUGUUUAUCCUAAUCAAUAUAUGAAAGAGUUUCCUCAUAGUAGUUUCGCAUCAGUUACACGGAGAGGGGCAGAUAAGAUAAUGAAAACAAACUAUCAGAACAGUUUACCGCAUAUUGAAGAUCAGUGUAAGUCUGAGUAUUUAUUAUCAAGCUUGCAGGACUGUGAAGUCUCCUGA
Molecule: messenger RNA, 1458 nt
Organism: Trichobilharzia szidati
Lineage: Eukaryota; Metazoa; Platyhelminthes; Trematoda; Strigeidida; Schistosomatidae
Source: the annotation of a GenBank genome assembly